AUGGACGAUCCCCAAGAAAGGCUCGACGCCUCUUUGCGGGAUUUCGAGACUCCAGCAAGCCCGACAUCUACGACGAGGAACUCAUCUAUUCUCCCCAGCGAACCGGCGAUCGAGGACGAUCUCCUAGCGGACCUGGACGUCGCGUCCGUCGGCUCUUAUUCCCCUCCAGCGUGGCGGAGACUCGCCAACGGUAGUCGAAGCAACGGAUUCUGGAGGCCGCCGUCGCAUGAUGCGCUCAGCGCAAUGUCGCCGAUGCGCCUGGCCAUGCGCAACACCCCCUACAGCGAGCGCGACGACGAUGACGAUACCGACGACGACCUAGACCUCGAGGACAACCAAAACGACAUUUUGCAGAGAGCGAUUCGCACAAGGCUUCCCACCGGCAGCAUGAGUCCAGACAAGGUGAGGAGUCGCAGUCCAGAUGGAAAUCGCAGCAAUACCUUGCGCCUCGAGGCACCAACCCCGCCCGUGCUGGAGAGGAUACUGGAGUCGCCGCCACCGACAGAUAACUAUAUCCGUUUCGCUGUGCGCGCCGAAGUUCAGCAACGCACGGAACCAAUUGAAACCGCCAUUGCCUUCAUCCGUAAACGCUACUCCGCUCUCACCGCAUCAUGGACGUCCACCCUAUUCAGCGUUCUAUUCGCCGUCUUUAGCGUCUCGCUCUUCAAGACACUCAUCCAAGAGCCUGCGCCGCGGCCCGUCGGCGAUCUUGUCAAAGUCGCAGGCAUCGCGCGCUCCUUUGAGCCACUCAUAUACUAUUCGGAGCAUGCCAUCACGCAGGUGCAUGACUUGCAAGCUACAAGCGUGGCUGUCUGGGACCUCGGAGAGACAGUGCGAACCAGCGGGAUGCGAGAUGCUUCGCUCAUUGUCGCCGACCUGGAUGCUCUAAGCGGCUCAAUGAAGACGCUUGCUACCGAGAUGACCAAGUUUUUCGCUGUUGUUGAUGGCGACAUUGACGGCCUCCCAAACUUUGGUGACAUCCAUCAUCCGUUCUCCCAUCUGUUCCAUCUCUUCUGUCAAUUGAGCCUUCCCUCUCUCGCCUUAGAAGCAAACAGCAAAGUUGACAUGGGCGUUUGCGCCUUGUUGUACAACAGCAUCCUCAAUGUCAUGGAUUGGGCCAAGAUGCAUCUCAAUCGCCUCCAGAGCGCUCCCUCUCCUUCCUCCCUCUCCUCCGCUUACGAUAAUAUCCACAAUAUGCUUUCUGAGGCCCAUGUCCUCGAAGACGCCUCCGGCGCUCCUACGCCGCUCGGCACGAUUACUACGUACGUCUUUGGACUAAGCAACCCGCAGCGCGAGCAACGAAUGGUCCAGCUACUAUUCAACGAGUUCCUAUCGAUCCUCGAGGAAAGUGUUCGAGAGGAGCUUCGCUAUAGCAUGAACCUCUACGGCCUCUUCAACAGCAUCGAUCAGCACUUUCUCAACCUGGCGCGAACCGUCGCGCGCGAGACUUCCGCCCAAGAAGAACUACACAGCGACAUGCUAGCCAGCCUGUGGGUGCGCAUCCUUGGCACGCGCGCUGCCGAGCUGCGCAAGUUUGAGCAGAACCGCAUACUGCUGCGCGACGUGAGGGAGAAGACGGUGCGCAACAAGGGCAUCCUAGUCAACCACCACAGCAAGCUGCUGUCCUUGCAGACCUCCCUGGAGGGCCUGCGCACCAAGCUCAUAUCCCCGCUCGUGCGUGGUGCCAAUGCCACCAUCUUGACACUCGAGGACCAGAUUGACAGCUUGUCGGGUGUGAGGGAUCAUCUUGCGGAGAUUCGACGCCAGCAAAAGGGCAAGGUCAUGGAGACGCUUUACGCCAGCGUGCCGAGUAAGCAGUUGCAGAGAAAUCUAGCGCUUGACGAUGGCAGGAGUGAUGUCCUCAGAGAGUCAUAA
Messenger RNA from Trichoderma asperellum CBS 433.97, 1875 nucleotides. The record is from RefSeq and is a predicted model, not a curated record. NCBI's taxonomy places the organism in Eukaryota, Fungi, Ascomycota, Sordariomycetes, Hypocreales, Hypocreaceae.